AACCAUUUCUUUCUCUCUCAACAUUCUAACCUUCCUCUCUCAGUUUCCUUCGCUGAUUCCUUUUCUCACAAAAAUAAAACCCUAAUUUUUUUCCAAUUUGUUUGUCUCACUUAUCUUCCAUUUCUUUCUUUCGAUUCUCUCAGAAAUGAGAAAAAGAGAGGUUUAUUGAUGGUGGUGUUGGAUGCAGGUGGCGGUUGCGGAGGAGGAAGCUUUAAUCGGCGGUGAAAAAAAAUCUCGGUAAAUUCGACAUCUCAAAGAAGGUUUUGUUGUUUAAAGUUGAAGGUUUGGGUCUGAUGAGAAUUAUUAGGGGAAUGCAGAGAUCGUUUUGUUGCGAGGAUCUGAAGAAAUCGUUCAGCAAAGGCAUUGGAAUCACUGCGCCCAAGGCAAGAACACGCGAUAAACCGUUCGAGGGUAGGGUUUUGGUUCACUGAGGUGCUUAAAACGCCAUCGUGUUUGGUGGCUUGUUCGGGUGAUUAGUUUACCAUGACUCGUAUUUUGGUUCAGCGUGGUUCUUCGGGUGGUGGUACUUCUCAGAACCCUAACCCUAACCGUGCUGGGUCUUCGUCCGUUCGGCCCGAGCAGGGUGCACAGGUUAAUCCGCCUGCUAAGGAUGAGGAAAGUGAAGAAGAAGCACCUGGACUUGUUGUUGGUGAUGAGCUUUUGGAGUAUGCUGGGACUAGUGAUUGUAACAGGGCAAAAAGUGAUGAUCCAUUUAUGGAAAGUCUUCAUUUGGAGCAGAGUGAUACUUCGUUAGGCAAUGAAGUAAUUGCUGAUCCUGGGAAAGAUGUUAAAGAAGAGGUUGAGGGUCCUCAAGAAUUGAUAAGAGGGUUGAGUGGAGAAAGAACUGUGAUUGAGUAUGAGGACAUGUGUGAGGAUUCAGCUGUUAGUGUUGGUGGUGGUGGUAGUUCACAUCCUCCACCUCCUCCUGUUCCACCUCCAAAGCCUUUAGCAACUAACUUAAAUUCAAGAAGAACUAUAUCAGGGUCUCCCAAUGCUGUUAAUGUAGGAUCACCUAGGAGAACAUCUGUGUGGCCUGUUGUUUCGGCUAGGACUUCACCUGCUGGGUCUCGACCUUCGUCUCCCAGGGCUCAUAAUGAAAGUGAGGGGUAUAAUAGUGCUGAUGAACAGAUUCCAUGCUUUGUGUCCUCUUAUGACGAUGUUGAAAGAGAGCGACAGUUUGAAAUUGAUAUUAGAAGGGUAAAAGGCUAUGAAGUAAAAAGAAUGAUGGAGGAUGGGAAUUGCCUUUUUCGUGCUGUAGCCGACCAAGUGUAUGGAGACUCAGAAUUGUAUGAUUUGGUCAGACAGAUGAGCAUAGAUUAUAUGGAGCGCGAGAGAGAUCACUUUUCUCAGUUUAUAACAGAAGGUUUCACCUCAUACUGUAAGAGGAAGAGAAGAGAUAAGGUUUAUGGCAACAAUGCUGAGAUCCAAGCCAUGUCUGAAAUGUAUAAUCGACCUAUUCAUAUAUACUCCUACUCCACAGAGCCUAUAAAUACAUUUCAUGGAAGCUAUAACACUGAUACACCACCAGUACGCCUGAGUUAUCAUCAAGGUAACCAUUACAACUCCCUUGUUGACCCGCGGCGCCCAACAAUUGGUGCAGGGCUUGGAUUCAGCUCUCUUCGUGGGAUGAAUGUUGACAAAGAUAAAGUCAAGGCUGCUAUUAAAGCUCAGCAAGACCAACAAAUUGAUAAUGCACUUUUAGCUGAGGGGCGGUUUUACUCUGAUCUUGAGCUCACAGAGAAGGAAAUUGAGCGAGCUGUGAUGGAAGCUUCUCGGGCUGAAUAUCUUGCUGGUGGUACAUUUAAGCAACAACUUGGCAAUAGAGAGUCGUCUACAUCAACUGCUGAGCCAUCUUCUUCUGGAGCAACAGGAUCGUCUGGUAGUGAUCCCAAGAUGGAACGCGGGAAAGAGAAUGAUUCUGAUCUUAGCAGCAGCAGCAGCAUGAAUAUGGUACUAUCGAUGGGAUUUAGUUACCUACAAGCUAUUGAGGCAUACAGCAUAUUUGGGGAUGAUGUUGAUUCUAUGGUUUGUUACCUGUUGGAAACUGGCAGCAGUAGUAGACGGAAAGGAAAGGCUACUGAGUGACAAGAGAACAAGUUCCGAUAAAAUAAAAUUUGGAACGUUAGUAUUCAAUUGUCAUCCAAGUCAAAUAAAUCAAUAUCUUGUAUUUACUUGCUCUAGUAUAUUUUCGUAUCUCACGUCUUUACUAAUGUGGUAGAAAACAAAUUUGAGCAAAUAUAUGAUUUAGUUUGCUAGUGCAAUCCGAAGUUGAUAAAUAAUGAGAUUUUCGCAACAUUUUUCAA
Messenger RNA from Cicer arietinum (chickpea), 2303 nucleotides. RefSeq names its product OVARIAN TUMOR DOMAIN-containing deubiquitinating enzyme 6. Lineage: Eukaryota; Viridiplantae; Streptophyta; Magnoliopsida; Fabales; Fabaceae. Gene Ontology annotation, molecular function: cysteine-type deubiquitinase activity; K63-linked deubiquitinase activity. Gene Ontology annotation, biological process: protein deubiquitination. The record is from RefSeq and is a predicted model, not a curated record.